AUGGGGAAAUUGAACGUGACAAUUUUACGUUAUUUAACCCGAGAUGAUUUUCGUGUUUUGACAGCGAUUGAAAUGGGAAUGAAGAAUCAUGAACUUGUUCCCGCGUCACUUGCUGCUCAGAUAGCAAACUUGCGAUACGGUGGUGUUCAUAAAUUAAUGAAGGAAUUGUGCAAGCAUAGACUCCUGAGUUACGAACGUGGGAAACAUUACGAUGGUUACCGUUUGACAAAUGCUGGCUAUGAUUAUUUAGCGCUGAAAGUUUUAGCCCAAAGAGGUACCGUUGCAUCUUUUGGCAAUCAAAUUGGCGUGGGAAAAGAAUCUAAUAUUUACAUAGUUGCCGACGAAGAAGGAAAUCCAGUGUGUUUAAAACUACACAGAUUAGGUAGAACUUGUUUCAGAAAUAUCAAAAGUAAAAGAGAUUAUCACGAACAUAGAAAAUCGGCGUCAUGGUUAUAUCUAUCGAGAAUAUCGGCGACAAGAGAAUUUGCGUACAUGAAAGCACUUUUCGAUCGAGGAUUUCCAGUACCGAAACCAAUCGAUCUCAACAGACAUUGCGUUGUUAUGGAGCUGGUUGAAGGUGGACCUCUGUGCGGCGUGUACGAAGUGGACGACGUUGAAUCUUUGUACGACGAAUUAAUGAAUUUGAUCGUAAAACUUGGAAACCAUGGAGUAAUUCAUGGUGAUUUCAACGAAUUUAAUAUCAUGAUAACAAACAGCAGGAAAGCAGUUCUUAUUGAUUUUCCACAGAUGAUCUCGACAGAACACGCGGAGGGUAAAAAUUAUUUCGAGAGAGACGUGAAUUGUGUUCGUGAUUUUUUCAAAAGACGGUUCGCUUACGAAAGCGAGUUGUACCCAACGUUUGAAGAUAUUUCGAGGGAGGACUGCAUCGACGUAGAAAUUAAGGCGAGCGGUGUUACGAAAGAGAUGGAGAAAGAUCUUUUAAGAGAAGUGGGAAUGAUGGAAGCAGAAGAGGAGGAGGGAAUUGAAGAAGAAUGCAAGGAGGAGAAUAGGCAGGAAGGGAAGAAAAGUAUGGACAAGGAUGAAAUAAAUGAUUUGCAAGUUCAAGUGGAGAACUCUGUGAUGAACGAAUUUUUAUGUAGAGUGAAAGAAGAAUCGGUACCGGUUGCGACACCUUUAGAAGACAAUCAUAUUAUAGAAGAAGGUGUUAAAAAUAUCGAUGUAAAUAAGUCGAUGGAAUGGUUUGAUUCAGAGGAAGAACAUUUACGAACAGAAUUGACCGAUUCAAGAAGCAUGUACAGUAUCAGUACAGCUUCUACGAUUGCACCUGAAGUAAUUAAGAAAAGGGUGAAAGCAUCUCUGCAAAGACGCGAAAAAAGAGACGAACAAUCGAGAAGGGUUGUUGCGAAAGGUGAGGCAAAUGCGGUAACUAGAGUGAGAAGAGAAAACAGGGAUACGAUUAAGCAAUCGACAGGAAUAUGGGGUUGGGAAUAAGAUGCGUACAUCUUUGUUAUUUAAGGUGUAGAUAAUUUCCAAGGAAAAAAUAUAAAAAGAAGAGCG
Molecule: messenger RNA, 1518 nt
Organism: Habropoda laboriosa
Lineage: Eukaryota; Metazoa; Arthropoda; Insecta; Hymenoptera; Apidae
Gene: RIOK2
Product: serine/threonine-protein kinase RIO2
Exons: 6
Coding region: 1-1452 (483 amino acids)
Biological process (GO): protein phosphorylation; maturation of SSU-rRNA
Cellular component (GO): preribosome, small subunit precursor; cytosol; nucleus
Molecular function (GO): protein serine/threonine kinase activity; ATP binding
Source: RefSeq, a predicted model, not a curated record